UAUUAUCCCCAGGGAAGCAGAAGAUCGGUCGCUUUGUUAAACCGUCACCAACAACAACAACAAAUCUGCGGUAAACUGGCAGUUGCGAGGCUGAACGCCAUUCUAAUUUCAGAACAGUUGUGGUUUUAUUCACGGAUGUAAUAUUUGCACGCGACGUAGACUCCCUCUGAACAUAUGAUAUUAAUGUCAACAGCCUGUCGCUGAUCGUCAAAAGUAUUGUGUUGGGUCAGUUGUUAGCAAAUUAGCUAGGCACAGUCAGUAUUCAGUGAUUACCUAGAGUAGCGCUCACUGAAUGUAAUUGUUCGCUAACACCGCGUAAGCAAUUUAGCAAGCAAAAUGGUCCCCAGACAUCUUAAAGGAACCGACACAACCUGCCGCGCGGCUGUUAGCGGGAAAUAUGCUCAAACUAAACGUAGUCGAAAUAAAGUAUUGGCCGAGAGGAAUCAGGCAGUUGCACCUGUGGGCGUCUGGGUGGAGAGUGUACAGGAAUACUACAAGGACGAGCAUCCAACUGUUCGUGCCUUGCUGACUGAGGAGUUGCAGUUGGGGAUUCAAAGGGAGAAAGAGGAUAAUCUUCGCCGGUUUCAGGACAAAGUGCGCCACCGCGUGGCACAACAGGCUCAAGUCCUGAAAAGGCGGCAGCUUCAGAAGUCGUACGAGAUGGCAGAGCAGGAGAGGAGAGUGCUCCAGCAGUCCAGCGAUGCAGCCCAGAGAUUGACCCCGAGGAAGAACCUUUUCCCCUCUUCACUACAGGGGGAACAUGCCAUUUACAGCCCUGACUCCCACUGGAUCCAAGCACCGGGUCACAAGAGCAGCUAUGAAGGAAAGAACACGACAGAUCAGCAAACGCAUCAGGUGGCUAAACCUCACAGUAAAGUCAUGAAGCAGGUCCGACACAGACUGGCAGCCUGUCAGACUGUCCGAAACGCGGAAGUGAUGUCAGAGCUCCCUGGGGGAAGAUGGAAGGUUUCUCCACCCGGAGAUAAACCUGUAACCCGGGGGUCAAGAGUGGGGAAGGUAGAAGAAAAUGUUGGUGAUGAAGAUAUUCCUUUGAUCGGGCAACAUGAAUUUCCUCUUCCUCAAUUUGGUCCUGACGAGGGUCACGGGACCAAGACUGUCACCUUUGACAACGAUCCAGUAUGUGGCAGGCUAUUGAGCGAUCCUUAUACAGCAGGUCAUAGUGUUGGGAUUAGUACUGACUAUAGAGCUACUAAAGUGCUCUGGCCAAAAGAAGACCAGGAGGAACUGAAGAGACAGCGUCAGGCUCAGUUUCUGAUGUACCGGCGCCUAUUCAUGGACAUUGAGAGGGAACAAGUGAAGGAGCAUCAGAGACACAGGAAGCACCUGAGGAGAAUCGCAAGGAUUAAAGCUGAAAAAGAACAGAAGAGGACUGAGGAGGAGAGGAAGAUGGAGAGACUACAGCGGCUGGAAGAGGACCGAGUGGAAGCGGCUCAGAGGGAGUGUCUGAUUCUGGAGCGACUGCAGCUGGAGGAUGAUGAGAGGGCUGAGGGUUUGGAGAAGAAAGAGAGAGCACGGAAAGAUAAAGAAGCCAGCAGGUACAUUGAGGCUUUGAGAGCUCAGAUGAAAGAGAAGAUGGCUAUCGAGAAGACAGAACUCCCUCCUCUUUGUUGCUGCGGAGACAGUUUCUGGGACUCCCAUCCUGACACAUGCGCAAACAACUGUGUUUUCUACAACAACCAUAAAGCUUAUGUCCAGGCUCUGCAGUCUGCUCUGUUAAGCUGUGAUCUGAGGGAUGGGCGCCACUCCACUUGUCAGCGGGUAUCUGCUCGCCGGAUUGCGUCGAUCCAUGCUCUUUCACCUAGGAAAUAAACCCGGACGAAGUCUGCCACCUCCUAAAGGAACCAAAAAAGAGGACGUUAGAAUUUCUGCCCUCUUUGUUUUGUAAAAUCAAUAUUGAACUUUAAACUGUACCAUGAACUUUAAUGGACAUGUCGUUUGGUCAUGCUAUUGAUUUUGAAUCAAACUUCCAUCUUUCACUCUUGAAUACUUAUCAGUUGUAAUUCCUUGAAACAUGAUAUGUAUGAUAUGAAUGUGGGUUUUAUUUGAAUGAAAUCUGUAAUUAGCUCUGGCAGUCAUGAAAACUUGGUUUACUGUGUCAAAUUGCUGCUUUGAGAAAACACUUGACAUUUCCUUUUUUUAUCUCAGUAUGUUCUUUCAGUGUUGUGUAAGUUUGUGGUAAUGGGCAUAAUGAAUGUUCCUUUCUUUCACAGUAUACUGUAUAAUUAUUCAAUUUCUAUGGAAAAUGAGUGACUGAAAAAAGCAGCUGGCUUAAUUUCAAAUAAAAUAGGGAAAGAAUGACUUGUCCUAGACCUCUGAUCUAUUAUUAAAUUAGUGCUAUUUAUGUUAAAGUAUUAUUCAAGUCUCACUCACAGCAUUGUGAGGGUGACUUACAAUGUUUCCUGUCAUGUUCAGAUGAGUGAAUUUGUGUUAUUGGUUCAACUAAAGAAUGUUAAAGAUCUACCAUAUGUUAAUGCUUGUAUACUGAUUAAAACCUUUUUUGAGGCUAAA
Esox lucius (northern pike) is the source of this 2529-nucleotide messenger RNA. It is a transcript of the gene ccdc15, whose product is annotated as coiled-coil domain containing 15. Bases 337 to 1830 code for a protein of 497 amino acids. The transcript is spliced from 10 exons. Gene Ontology annotation, cellular component: centrosome. The record is from RefSeq and is a predicted model, not a curated record. Lineage: Eukaryota; Metazoa; Chordata; Actinopteri; Esociformes; Esocidae.